Spodoptera frugiperda (fall armyworm) is the source of this 5531-nucleotide messenger RNA. RefSeq names its product SH2B adapter protein 1 (gene Lnk). Bases 192 to 1616 code for a protein of 474 amino acids. The transcript has 5 exons. Lineage: Eukaryota; Metazoa; Arthropoda; Insecta; Lepidoptera; Noctuidae. Gene Ontology annotation, cellular component: plasma membrane. The record is from RefSeq and is a predicted model, not a curated record. Gene Ontology annotation, biological process: intracellular signal transduction. Gene Ontology annotation, molecular function: transmembrane receptor protein tyrosine kinase adaptor activity.
CGCAUGGCAACAAAACUUGUUUUCGCGAGAAAACUUGUGAUAGCAUCGUGAAUCUUAUUUUGAUUACAAAAUUGGCAUGAAACUCGAUAAUAAGCCGAAAAAUAGUGUAUAUUUAGUGCGAAGUUAUAGUGUUUAAUGUGGCGUAUUAAAUAUCCGCCUUCCAAGUGGAGCUGCUAAAGAAAUUGCUUGCCAUGGCGGGCCCGUCCGACGGCGAUCCCGACGGAUGGGUCGAGUUCUGCGAGCGUCAGGCCAAAGCCGCCGCUCAGGACUUCGCCAAGGCUUGCUUGCAGUACGUACAAACCGGUGCCGGCGACCCUGCAACGCGGCCGCAAGCUCCGCAUAAGGAGCUGUUGAAGAAAUUCGUGGAAUGUUUCUCGGAACAGUUCGAGUAUGAAAUUGGGAAGUUGAAAUCUUUGCAUAAGCUCCCCAACGGCACACACACGGGACACGACGAGAGUGACUAUUCGGAGGACACAGACUCGCCAAAAACGCAACACAAACCGUUUUUCCGAAGGUUAUCUUUCAAAGGUCUGAGACGCGGAAAGGGGUUGUUCCACAAGCAACACUCGGACGAGGUGGAGCUCUCAUCACAUCUGAACAAACACAACAAGACUAAAUUAGCUAAGAUAGUUGUAGAAUGUAGGAAGGAAGGGCUAGUAAAUUAUUUAACUCCUGAGAGUCUGGAACAGCCCGGUGGCCCACAGAAGUGGGAGAGAUGCAGGCUAGCUUUGGUGAAGACGGUAGGGGGUUACAUGCUAGAGUUCUACUCUCCUCCAAAAGCACAGAAGCCUCGCAGUGGAGUAUUUUGUUUCCUUAUAUCGGAAGCUCGGGAAACCACUGCGCUGGAGAUGCCUGAUCAUGAAAAUACUUUUGUAUUGAAGGCAGACAAUAACAUGGAAUAUGUAAUAGAAGCAGCUGAUGUAGAUGAUAUGAAAUCGUGGUUGGCAACUAUCAAAUACUGUAUGAGGGCGCCGCCGACCACGCAGCCUCCGCCAGACGCGCUGCCAGGCAUGCCAGAACCGGCACCCCCGGACCUGCCACCAAGAAGAGACCUGCCAACCAGCACCAGCAACAUUGACUUAGCUACUGACACUCCUGAAGAAGCUGAAUUAGGUUCGAUAGCAGAGGAAGCUUGUGAGUCAUCGUCCCGCAUCUCGCUGGCGGAGUGGCCGUGGUUCCACGGCACGUUGGCCCGCGCGGCCGCCGCGGCCUGCGUGCUGGCGGGCGGCGCCAGUGGACACGGCUGCUACCUCGUGCGGCAGAGCGAGACGCGGCGCGGGGAGUAUGUGCUCACGUUCAACUUCCAGGGUCGCGCAAAACACCUCCGUAUGACCCUGAGCGAGACGGGCCAGUGUCGCGUGCAGCACCUGUGGUUCCCGAACGUGCACGACAUGCUGGAGCACUUCCGCGCGCACCCCAUCCCGCUGGAGUCGGGCGGCGCGGCCGACGUCACGCUCACCGAGUACGUCGUCUGCCAGGACGGGAACCGACAACAAUUGGACGUGACCCACGGCAGCGACGUACGCAUGCGGCGUGCGGAGCUGGAGGCGCUGCUGGUCGCAAGCGGAGCUCACCACGACAUCCGCGCCGUCGACAACCAGUACACCUUCGUGUAACCAGCGCCAUACUGUGGAGCGACCGGCGGACUGCUCCUAACCAUUAACAGAGCACUCUGCUGCAAGGAAAAUGGUACUGUACCUACAUUCGUUUAGAGCUCAUUGUUGUAUGUGUCUAACACUGACCGGGAAUCUUAUUAGGUUUGUUCUAAGCUGAUCUUUUGUAGACGGUAUGUAUGGUGAAGUGGUGAAUUGGGACUUUAUUGGUGACGUUUGGGAGAGAUUUUAAACUUAAAAUCAUGACGAUUUCUCUCCGAAUUGGUAGGCAGAAUAGCUGUUGAGAGGUCAGCUCUGAAUAAAUUAGUUCUCCCGUCUUACGUACGUUCGAUAUACAUUAAACCACUUUUGCAACCUUAAGAUCUUUGAAUAAGAUUCAAAAUUGGUCAAUUCGAAUGUGCUUAUAUCAUUUUACAGUUAAGUAGGUACAGAAGAGACUGAAGGAUUUAGAUUGAAGAUUUAUUAAAAGAGGAACAUUUCGGUUUGUGUGACAAGUGUUGUUGACCUAAUGUAAUAAGUUUUAGUUUACAUGUAUGUGUGGACUUCAAACCAUGUAAUGUCAUAAUCGUUGUUUACAUCAUUACAUGGUGCGAUACUUAACAACUUAUGUACUUAACAUAAUAUCGGUGUGUUUUGUCUAGAUUGACUGUCGCAAACAUAAAUAAUAACUUUUGUGGGUAAAAAGUCGUUAUUUAAUUAGUGUGUCGUCAACAAUGUUGUGUUAAUUUUCUUCGACAGUCCAUCUAGAUAAUUAUUAUCUAAGUACUACACAUGUAAACUAGGAAGGUAAAUCCUAAACUCAUAGAAACGUAUGUGUACUGUCUAACAUACUAAUUUCUACCUUAUAUGUAUGUAAUUAAGGUUUACUUAAGCACAAAGUGAAAUCGGGUAGCUAGAAUGUAUGAAAUGAAAUGCUGGAUGGGUUUUCUCCACAGUAUAUACAAAACAUAUUUAAUGUAAUUAUUAUUACUACUGAAUGUACCGCUGUAGCCAAUUAGUUUGAAUGUGACAUGAAAAGCUAGUCGAUCGUUUUCGACUGCAAAUGUAAUUUGUGUAACUUUGCAGCUUUUAGUAAAAUGUAGCUCAUUUUGUUAGGGGUAAGGUCGAAACUCCUUUGAUUCAGAUCGUAUAGGUUCGGUUCUUAUAUGUUCCUGGUGCUCACUAUAAUUGUAAAGGGAAUUUUCUAAUUCGACGAUUGAAUCAUUAUUUAGUGUUAUUAUAAAACCUAAAUAAUACCCUGCUAAGGUUUUCUUUCUAGGAAAAGCGAUAGAACUGUUUUAAGGGUUCCCAGAGUCUUAAAUGUACUGUACGCUGAAUAUAAGAACCGACCACCUUAUCACGGUCUGAAUAUUCUGCAAUUAUUUAUUUGUGCAAUAGGUUUAUUCUAUUUAUUCUAGUAUUCCUAGUGUUAAUUUAUUGGUAUUGAAUAAGGCUUAGCCAAAUCUAUGUUAUUGAAUGUACUUAAAUUAAUGUUUUAGAUUGUAAGUAAUGUUCUAUGUAUCUUACACUGCCAAAAUGCCCCGAUUCUUUAAAUUUUGUCAAAAUCAAACUCGCAAUGUUUAAAACGUGUCAAAAUUAUAACAAUUUGCUUUAAUUUUAAGUCGGUUAAAUAAGUCUCCACAUUAUCGACUAUAUAGAUUUGUAACGAUUUAAAUAAAUACAUCAUACCUAGACGCAAGUUACGCGUAAAAGCUUAACAAAUAAACUGAUUUGCACUACUUGAAGACUGUUGACUGACUCUGACAAUGAUUAUCUGAUUGUAUAAAUUAACGGUAACAUAGAAACAGAUAAUGUUUAUCCAUCUCGGUAUAAGAUUAAGCAGAUUUAGUAAAACCUAAGAGGCUUUAAUACUAAACCAAGAAUGUAUACAGGGGGUAGUCUGAUUGUAAUAGUUAUACAUGUAACUAGGUGGAAUAUUUGUUCUACCUUCACUUGUCAAGUGUAAUAUCUGUCAUUUAGUGUCUAUGUAGGUAGGUAGCUAGGUAUAUGAGGGAAACAUAUCGCUUUCCUACAUUAACAAAUACGAUACCGGUAAAAAAACCAGAUUUUACACACCAUGUGUUGCGAAAAGUCGAUAAAAAUAUUGGAUGAUGCCAACUUUUGAGAGCAAAAAGGACUUUACGCCUCACUAGCGCCAAUUGGCAAGCGCAAAGUUGAUUGGUGGAUAUAUACGUCAACAUUUAUAGAAACAAACCUAACUUUAUAAUGGGAUCUAUCUGACUGAAGACAUAAAACAAUUCACUUGAAAUAUCAAUCUUAAUCAUUCAACAUUAAGAUCUAGUUUAAAGUUGGCACUGUAAAUUUUACCGGUGUUAUUAAAAUAUAGGUACUACAUGUCUGUAUUAUAUAUUAAUCAACUAGGUUUAUUGUUGUAUUGAAUGUGUAUCAAGAACUAUUUAAGAUAACAAACAAUGCAAUCAAAGAAUUGCUUGAUGUACACAUUUGUAUGAAUGUUUUGCUGUUAAUCAACCUUUCAAUAGACAGCUUAACUUUUCUCUAAAUGAUGCUGUUUUAAUCGGUUGACCAUGGAGUCUAGUUUUUCAUUAUGAUCAAAAAUAGCCCGCGUGAAGUGGCUACGCUACUUUAGUCCUCGUUGGCCUUGAUGUUACAAAACUCCGUAGAAACUUCGUUGCAUUAAAGUAGGUGUAAUUUCCUGAUUCAGCUGAUCUGGGCAUUGUGAUACGGCGUAUGUACGUAAUACCUCCACCCUCAGAACAGCAACUACUCAAAGACUGACGUCUAGAAUAUGGUUGAUCGCUAUACCGUGGUUGGUCUUUUGACUUCCUCGAUUUCUCUAUCCAUUUCGCAGAUAGGAUGGAGAACAAGUGUUCCUGUCAGGCUAAAUUAUAUCAGUUGAAAUACAACUUUCUGAGGAGAAUAGCGAUAAAUUUUAGCUGACUAAUUGCUUGCAACUUCCAUGACGAACAUUUUUGCUUGCAGUGUAGAUAUUUGAUCCUUCUUCAAUGUAACGUAAGGUUAUUCCUUAGUAUGGCAUUACUUAGUACCUCAGUGCCGUGUCUGUUGAUUUUGCUUCAAUAAUUGUUUUUUUAUUUCAAUAUGAAGUUUAAACACCGAUCCGAGUGCGAAACGGGUCCGGCGGUGCGUCUCUGUGGCCAGGCUCAUGGGGAGGAGGUCACAAUGUCAGUACUGGGCAUCGGAGGUAUCGCCCAUUAUGAUGCCGAAGCGUGGGUGCGCGCGAUGGACUUCCACCCCGUGGGAGCGUUCUUGAAUGCUCUGCUGCCCAAACACGGGUACAUUGUGGGUGAUGUAGAGAUGCUACCGCGUAUUUACGCGAAUGCUUUGGGCCUCGCUCACAUGUACCGUUGCCACUUGCUUCUGGCUGCUAGCUGAUGGUUGAUGGCAAGAGAUGAUGUUUUGGGGUUGGGUAGUGCUGUGCUUACCUAUAAAAUCUUGCAGACAAAAUUUACUCUAUUAUUUUAUUGAAUACUUGAUUUUAGAUUAGAGACGUAACGGUUAGGCUGUCAAUUGAAAGGCAAAUCAUAUUAAAUUGUGGCAAAGAUAAACAAUACAAAAAUACGUAUUAUGUAUUAAAACUGAAGUGAACGAACGAUUUUGAUCAAUUAAAUUCAUAAUGAAGGAUUGUUAAAAAAUAACAUUGUAUGUAAAAUUAAUUGUUGUUGGAAUUGAUAACAAAAAGAUUAACUCAUUAACAAAAAUUAUAUUAUAAAAAAAUAUAUAACAUAUUUGUUGGUUUUUGAAAACUGUUCACGCUAAAUGAAAUUUAUCAUGGAAAUUAUGUACGUAUGUAAAUGUAAGUAGGCUUAAUUUGUAUGUGGAAGCCAAGCGAAGUCAAGUUAUGUACUCAUUAACCGUUCAGUCAGUGUAAACUUAACAAACAUUCCUGUAAGUUGUAUGUAAUUUUUGGAGAACGAAAUAUAGUCAUAUAUUUUGCAAAAA